CUUGGUGUGAGAUGGGAAACGUCGUAAACUGCGCUGUCCGCUUAACUUCGCGAGCAGAUUCAAAGCGCAGGAGGAGUUUGUGAUUGUUGAUCUUAAAAAUAACGUUAUUGGUUUGAAUAAUUCGUGAAGCAGCACCAGCAGCAGUACAGCAAGGUGUGCCACGACGGAAGGCGCCGUUUGUUUAUGGAGAGUGUACAAUGAAGUGCUGCUGAUUCCAGGAAAUGUGCCGAAAAGUGCAUUAAUGUGCAUGCUGCAUUCUUCUUUCUCGUGUUCGUGAGUGUGUGUUUGUGUGAAAAAGAGAGAAAAGAAACGACCAAUCAAUUUAGUGAGGCAAUGUUUUGCUGUUGUCGCGAUCGUGAGUAGAGCAUGAAGUGUUAGGAAGUGGUGCAUUCGCCACGACCUGCAGCAUCAUAUCGUGAGUGCAUGUGUGUUCGUGUGUGUGAUUAUGUGUGCAUGAAAAUCCUAUGUUGCCAGUAGUGCAGCAUCGCAAGUGAAACAAAUCAAAUAUCGAAAGAAAUUCCACAACUUCGUAUCUCGUAGACCCGAAGGUGAACAACAACAGCAGCUCAACAGGGCUCUGAAGAUAGGUUCUGGUAGCUACGGCAAAGUGUGAUCAAUCAUCAUCUCCCGCACCGUUGUAUUGUUGGUGUGUUGGUGCUGUUUGCUGCAUAGCCGCGAUUCGAGAUUCCUGCGAAGCAGUUAAUUUACAUUCCAAUACACAUUCCAGCUGUCAAUGUCACCGUUGCUGCGGAGAAUUGUCUAACCAGGGGUAUCCUUUUUCAGGCAAUAAAAGAUUAGGCAAAAUUUAAGCCUCUCGCCACACAAAGGUGGUGGUAAAAGGCUUUUUUGCGUGCGAAUCUUCUGCAUGUGUGUGUGUGUGCGCGCAGAAAACUCGAAACCGGUGCGAGGAAAAGUGGCCGCUUGAAAGACCGCUAUAAAGUGUGAGGAGAGUGCUGCACGGGCCAUAGGAGGAGCGAGGGAAAAUCGUUGCGAAAAUAACACUAAUAAAAGAAGGCAAAACACUCCAGCGAAGAAGAGUGCGCUCCAAAGGUGUGCGAGGUCCCGUGCGUAGUAGUGGUGGCGAGCAAUGGCCAUCAUCGGUCAUCGCAUGCUGUGACGUAGCUGCUGUGUGCAGUGUGUGAAGUGAAUCGUGAAACCGUACAGAAAAGGCGCGAACAAAACGAAGAAGCAGUAGAAAACCCGUCAGCAAAAAAAAAAACAAGUUACAACAACUCGCCGAGCUCAAGAGAUCGCCAAGAGCCCGGAGAGGCCUUUUGCAUUCCAGCGCGAUAAAAGCAAAGCGAGCAGCGAAAUGUGCGUCUGAUUCUUUGGCGAUCUUUUCGAAGCAAGCGAGCGAGUACGUCAUCGUUCGUAUCGUCGACAGCCAUCAUCGUCAUUAGCAUCAUUUGUGGAUCGUAUGGCACUUCCCGCUUUGCUGCUCACCUGCCACCCGUCAUCACGUCGCUAGUAGGCGUAAGCCAACAAGAGGAGCAACGUGCCGUGGGUGCAUCACUAGAACAAACUUUCUGUAGCCGCCCUCGUGGAGGAAAGGUUCAAUUAUCUGAUCUUCUUGAACUAUUCCUUCGACGGGGCUCGGUUGCCUGCGAACCAGAGCAAGCUAAGCAGACUAGUGCAUUACCUUGGUUAAAGUUACCGCUAACACGAACUGGCAACUGACACAACCAUAAGGCGCAUCCAUCGCGUGCGCCUAACGUACUCUCGUCAGCGAACGACAUCUUGCUACACUCCGCUGCCGGCCACCUUCGUUCGAUGAAAAUGUCGCUCAAUGAGAAACGGAUGUUUGAUCGUGAAACACUCCGAUCCGUCAUCCAGCAAUGGAACACGGUUCGGUUGGACAUUUUCGCGCUGUCGGAGCCGAAUGAGAACCUGGAAUUCCACGGUGUGAUGCGAUUUUACUUCCAAGACGAGGGCCAAAAGGUAGCAACCAAAUGUAUCCGUGUCGCAUCCGACGCCACCGUUUCCGACGUUAUCGAAACGCUGAUAGAGAAGUUCCGUCCCGAUAUGCGGAUGCUGUCCCUGCCAAACUACGCGCUGUAUGUGGUCCACGCGAACGGCGAAGAGCGAAAGCUGAACCCGGACGAAAAACCGUUGCUCGUUCAGCUCAAUUGGCAUAACGAUGAUCGUGAGGGACGAUUUCUGUUGAAAAAUUGCGCCCAAAAGACAAAUACCCUGGACAGCAUCACCGAUCAGCCGAGCUUCAAACGCAAGCUGUCGAAAAGGGAAAAGAAGGAGCAAAAGAAGAAAGAAAAGUUGAACAAACUGCAAUCGAGCGGUGGUGCUGGUGGACCGGAUUCGGAGAAUCAUGUUGCGGAGAAACUGUACACCGAGCUGCCGGAAACAUCGUUUACACGAUCCAUCUCCAACCCGGAAGCGGUAAUGCGGCGUCGCCGGCAGCAGAAGCUGGAAAAGAAAUUGCAACAGUUCCGGUCGAGGGACGGCGGCCCGGACACUGGCGGGACGCUCAAGAUCUAUGGCGAGAGCCUUUGCCGGGACGUGCCGUACAAAACGCUACUGCUGUCGAUUCGGGACUGUGCCCAGGCCGUAGUCCGGGAGAUGCUGGCCAAAUAUGGCAUGGAUAAAGUGGAUCCGCUCCACUACUGUCUCGUGCAGGUCAACAGCGACGGGUCCGAAUAUAUCCUCGACGAUGACGAAUGUCCUCUCUCAAUUCUAAUGAAUCAUCCUACAUCUCGAGGUUCGAUCAUGUUUCACGUGCGCCGCCGACCCGCGGAUUCGCAGCCGCGAAGACGGAAAAAGAAACCGCUGGGCGUAUCGAACGGUGGAAAUAACAUUGGCGGUGACCGGGAGGGUCCGAUGCUGAUCGAGAUCACGCACAGCGGCGACGGUGGGCGGCGCGUGAAGCUAGGCAGCGAACCGAUCGAGGUCGGUUCGGCCAACACUAAUGCCCUGCAGCUGUUCGGUCCCUCGAUACAGGCACGCCACUGUUUAAUAUCGAUGCAUGACGGAGUCUGCACCGUGACGCCCCUGCACGCAGAUGGUACGACAUUUGUCAACGGUCACCACAUCCAGCAGCCGACGAUACUGCACAAUGGUUCCGUGGUCAUGUUUGGCCGGGUUGCAUCGUAUCGUUUCGUCGACUCACCCUCGGAUGGGCGAUAUAAUCUGGCACUGUCUCAAUCCCAGCUGGAUUCGGCCUGUUUGUACGAAAGUCGAUCGCCGACCUCGCCAACAUCCUGGAACGACGAAGAGAGCCGUCCGAUCAGCCCGAUCAGUUCGGUACAGAUGGCAGGUGGUGGUAAGAUGUCGGCCGGAAGCAACGUCGGUGGUGGUAGCUUUCUCGAUGGUCCUGUGCCGUCGACCAGUGGCGAAAAUGCAUCCUCGCAACAACAGCCGAAUGUUUUCGCCAAAACGUCAUCGUUCGAGAUGCAAUCGACGUCCGGUGGUUCCCAACCAGCACAGCAAACCCAUCCCCACAUGCACCAUCAUCACCAUCACCAUCCGAGCGGCCUGCUCGUGACCGCAUUAGACGGGCCGGAUGUGAUGGGGGCAGACGAUACGGCCAGCUAUAAAGGAGGACAGGCUGGCAAUAACGAUCACAAUGAGAGCGAACAGCAGCAGCAACAGCACCUUCCGAGCAGUGGAGGAGGACCUUUCGGGGCUGGAAAUGGAGGUGAAACUGAAACGAAAUCUAUUUCCAGCUUCAAAUCAAUUGGAUCAACGAGCGACAGCAGGACGAAUACGUUCCCCAAACUGCAACCAUCGCACGCAGCCACAUCGAUUUCGGGCGAACCCGGUGGACAGGAACCCAUUCUGCCGGCCGUGCUAGAGUUUCCGGAGCAAAACCAGGAACCAUUUCUGCAAUCCGUCAUCAGCGAACUGGAUGUGAAUUCGCCCAACUUCAAACUGGCACCGGUCUACACACUCUACCUGUGCGCUCGGUACCGUGCCUCCACGCACUAUCGUCCCGAUUUGCAGCCAACUGAGCGGGCCCACAAGCUGACAGUAUUUCUGCAUCACGUUGCCAAUCUAAUCCAGAACGUUGUCCAGGAACAGUACACCGAUGCCAAAAUUCUGUCCUUCUGGAUGGCGAACAGUUCCGAGUUUCUGCACUUUCUCAAAUCGGACCGACACAUUUCGGCGUUCAGCGUGCAGGCCCAGGAAGUGCUGGCGGAAAGUGUACAAACAGCUUUCCGGAAUCUAGUAUCGAUAUUUCACGUCGAGCUGUCGCAGACGCUGAAUCAGUUCCUGUCGGAAAACAUCGAUCACGACUCGGCUGCCGGGCUGGUGUUGUCGGUGCUCGGCUCGGCGAUGGCUUUGCUACGCCGGUGCCGCGUGAAUGCUGCACUCACGAUUCAACUGUUUUCGCAGUUAUUCCACUACAUCAAUGUGGUGUGCUUUAACAAGUUCGUCACUACUUCACACAUGUGCACCAGCGCAUGGGGAAAAGCCUUAAGCGAACGCCUAUCGCUCCUGGAACUGUGGGCAGAAAAGCAAGGCCUAGAGUUGGCGGCCGACUGUCACCUAGCGAAAAUAAAUCAGUGUGCCCAAUUUCUGCAAGCCCCCAAAACAUCCGUGUCCGACGUGCAACAGUUGGCGUGUUCCUGCUUUCGGCUAAACUCGCUCCAGAUGGCUGCCCUGCUGUCACAGGAAACCAUUCCCCGUAAUCUGAUCGAUACUGCGGUGCGGAUGGCCGAAUCAGUUGCCGAUGAGCUAAGCCGUGCGGAUGGGCGUGAGAUACGGCUUGAAGAAUCGCCGGAGCUACCGCUUGCACUGCUUCUACCCGACGACGGUUUCAGCUGCGACGUCGUUCGGGGCAUUCCGGCCGGUUUGGUAGACUUCCUAAAUCCGUUCCAAAUGGCGGGCUGGUGCCGAUUAGCAUCCCAACCGACAAGCAUAGGCCUGUGGACGGUGUACAUGCAUCAGUUCAAUCAUGGUCGCUCGCCGAGUGUGAUGUCGAGCAAGCUACCGCAGCCCGAAGUGCAGAUUAUAAAGCUGCACAAAAACGCGAACGGAAUGGGACUGUCUAUCGUGGCGGCCAAAGGAGCCGGACAGGAGCGGCUCGGUAUCUACAUCAAGUCGGUGGUUGGUGGCGGUGCGGCCGAUUUAGACGGGCGGCUUCAGGCAGGCGAUCAACUGCUGGAAGUGGACGGUCAAAGCUUGAUCGGUAUUACUCAAGAACGAGCGGCGGAUCAUUUGGUGCGUACCGGACCAGUUGUAACGUUGAAAGUAGCCAAGCAAGGUGCCAUCUAUCACGGAUUAGCCACACUUCUCCAGCAGCCAAGCCCCGUUAUUCAGCGAGGCGGCCGAAGAAUGUCCGAACGAGACAUGACCCGGGUCGGAACAAGCAGUGGUGAUAUCAGCAAGCCCCCAGUACCAGCAUCAGCCGCCGGACAGCAGUUAUUGAAUAGUAAAUCCGUUCCAGCGCUACACCAUGUAGGCAAUAUUGGUGCCUCAGCCAAUAAAUCCCGUAGCAUACAUAACCUUGCCGGCGGUGGUGUUGGAGGAGGAAGUGCAGGAGCGAUCGGUACAACGGGAACGAGUCAAGAUCAAGGAUUCUAUCAAAACCUUAGUGUGUAUAGAGCCCAAAAUCAGAGUCAUCCAAAUCUUGGUGAAAGACCUCCAAUGCCCCUGCAGACGUCUCUCAAUUCCCCCGGCGCUUCUAGCACGGCACAUCAGCAACAGCAGCAAAUGCUGCAGCACCAACACCAACAUCAGCUCCAACAGCAGCAGCAGCAGCACCAACAGCACCCGAUUCUAAACCGUCCAGCGUCUGCCUACUUUAAUAGCAAUACUAGCAGUAACAAUACCAACCCUAGUAAUUUGUUACUGACAACACAAAACACCAUGUCUUAUACGAUGCCUAAUCAGCAGCAGCCUAAUAAUAGUAAUAACGGUAAUCUAGCAAACAUAUCGCAGCAACAGCAAGGUAACAUGAACACGAUGAACAGCCGACUAACAUCGACGAUGGGCGGAAAACAGCCGGCCGUACUACCCCCGGGCGGGGUCGGAAACAACAAUGGAAACGUAAACGGGUUUAUGCGAGAUGCCCAGGCACAGCAGAGCCUGCGCAUGAAUCAAAUGAUGGCACCGUCGAUGCCAAACAUUGCACAUUCGGUAGGAGGCAGUGGUUUUCCCGGGCCGGGCCUUAUCUCGGCAAGCCAGAGCAUGCAAAAUGUAAAUGUAAUUCCCGGCGGUCCGGGCAGUCCGGCUGGCAGUUACAACUAUCACGGUGGGAGCGCUAACGGUGGUAGCCCAAUGCUUUCCCCACAAAUGUAUCCACACGAUGGUCAACAGCAGCUGGGCGCUCAACAUCACUCUUCGUUGCUGCGCGGUCAAGCAAAGCUGGCAGAAAUGAACGAACUCAUCAAACGUCGCCAACAGCAGCAGCAGCAACCCGUUUCAUACAGCACGGGCACGACAAACAAACCUCCUUCGCAACAGCAACAGCAGCAGCAAUCGAAUUCGACAAUGCCUCCUUCCACGGCGCCGAAACCAAUGCGAGCUGCGCAAGAUGAUCAACCUCCGCUUCCUCCUGCAUCAACACAUCCGAUGUUCAAACCGGGCAGCGGGGGAGGGCCAAACAACAACGCUUACAGCAGCGCAGAUCCACCAAAAGUGGGCUUUUAUCCCACAAUGCCAACGCAAAACAAAAAUCUGCCCCAGGUCGGCAGCAGUCCCUGGGAACGGGAGGAAAAGGAAAAAGAAAGUGAGUUGCGCCGGGAGCAUGUGCGUGCCUGGCGGGAUCAACAGAUUGGCGAGUUGCAGUCACUGCCGCAGCGUACACCGAAGCAAGAAGAACAGCUGCGAACACUCAUCCUAGAGCGUGACUUUGAAAGGCGCGCAAUGGAAGAGGAUCAAGAUUACGACAACGAUAUGGCGCCGUACGGUGCAAAAGAGCAUGGCAAUGUGCAGGAGGUUGUGCGCCUAGCGCAACCAAACUCCGGCUCGAUCACCGCACCGAUGACGAAGCUGAAGCAGGUUGACAUCAAAACGCCAGCUGCCGACACGCUCUCUAUCACGUCCAGCGAACACUCGUCGAACGUGGUGCCGUCAGUUUCGUCGGCAAUUGCUAAUUUCCAGCAACAGCAACAGCAAGCAGCGGGCAGCGGUGGUGGACCACCCUUAAUUCAACCGAAAAGCAUACUGAAACACAACAACAACAGUAGCACACCGUCGUCCCCUUCGAAAGGGGCCGCAAAGACGGCUAGCUUUGCUCACGACGGUAACAAUCCAUCGGCACGGUCGCAGCUGAAUCUGAGCGAAAUAACGGCCAACAAUACGAAUGCGAACCAGAUGAUGUCGCAAAUGGUGCAUGAUAUGAACCAGAUGAAUUUGUCCUCCAACAUGGCUGCGGGUGUGGUUCAACAGGCAGGCGGCAUGAUGGGUGAAGAUCGUGAAAACAGUGAGUAUGGCCAUCCGAUGGCUCACGAACAGCAAACACUGAUGAACGGUGUCGGAGGAGGAGCGAACCCAUACAUGAUGGGCGGAGAUGCAAAUAAUGGCAACGGUGGUGGGGUUCCACCACCUCCACCACCAGAGCGAAACAGCUCCUAUGUGAUCAUGUCGCAGCAACAGCAAAAGCUACGGACAAACACUACUGGCCCUGCGAAGCUGUCGUUCAGCGGUGGCCCAAACACCAGCAGUCCCGCACUGGAUCUACAACAGCAGCAGCAGCAGCAACAACAGCAGCAACAGCAACAGCAGCUACAGAAUGCUAUGAACAACAAUGUCAAUACAAUGGGCGGCGGCCGGUACAACAAUAACAAUCUACUUAUGACAGCACCGAACACUGGCCAACUGAACAACAAUCCAUCUACGCCACUCGGUGGUACAAACAGUGUAAUGGCAUCGGGAGGAACCUCUUCGUUGCUAGCGAACAACAACAGCUACAAGGACAAUAAACGGGUGUCGUUCCACGAUGAGGACGCUGGUAACAACAACAACAACCCGUCGACGCCAAUGAUGGCUGGGCCCGCUGGUUACACACAAGCCGGUCAUCUGAUAGGCGGUGCGAUUGGUGGAAACGAAACGACAGGCGGAAGCGGAGAACUUGGAACUAUCUUGGAACGACCAGAUCCGGACCGCUUCAUCGAUGAAACUAUGCCGGCAAUGCUUCAUACACCCACCACACCGGAUGGCGAGAACUGGAACAUGCAAAUACAAGCAACACCAGGGGUUAUCGGAGCACAAGAAGUUUAUCGUGAUCCUCGAACGCGUCGGUUGGCGGAACAGCAACAGAAACAGAAAUCCGAAGCCGUACCAGAAAAGCUGUCGUUCAAAGAGAAGAUGAAGAUGUUUGCGCUGGAAUCGGGCGAAAAUAAUACGCCGAAGGAUAAGCUUAAAAUAUCCCGCGCUCAAAGGGAUAUUGAUGCCGUUCAUUAGAGGGGGGAAAAUGAACAGAUGAUGAACUUGUUUUAAUUCGUGCAUUUGUUUUAGUUAUCGUCUGCAUUUUCUCCGCGUAUUAAACGCGAAGUUUGUUAAACCCUUUACCAAACCAGAUACUGUGUACGUCGAAAUGGACCGUACAAACCAGAUCCGCAACUAGACUUCAUGGCAAGGAUAUGGUUAAUGAAUAUUCGCAACACCGAGAGAUUGUGUUUUGUUAAUACCCUUUUAAAGUUUUGCUCCGAUUGUUUAUUCCAUAUAGCGUACUAUGGAAUCGAGAGAAGACGAUAUGCUAUGGGGCUUUAAUCGUAGAUAGAUCAAAUCUUCUAGCUCGUGUAAAAGAUGUAAAAAGAAAAAAUCAAUACAGGACACAGAAGAAUAGAAAAGCGUCGUAGCGGACGAAACCGGGUUUGACUGGGAGGUAUUUUCCAAACGAAAACCACCACAUCAAGCAAUGGAAUUGAGGUAUGCAUGAAGAUAAGGAUAGCAUUAAGGAUCACAUACAUAGAUGAUCGUUACGAUUGAUACUUGAACCCAAUGGACCAAGAUGAAACUAACAGAAAACGUUUUAAUGAAUCAGCUUAGAGAAUUGUUUCUGUUUUUUAAUAUACAUACAUAUCCCAUAUGUAUACCGAAAUGAAGACAAACCAUAGUCAGCUAUUGAGAAGUUAUAUUUAUCUUAAAAAAAACAAAAGAGAGCGCGAACGAAGAGAACCGGAAGAAGCAAAAGUCAAUGAAAUCGGAACUGUUACAAGUUGAGUAUCUUUUUUAUGGUAAGACGUAGUUGCUAGAGCACACAGGUUAAGGUAGAUGGGAGGGGUCUCCAAACAGCAGAAGAAAGGUUUUAAAAACAUUAUCCCGAAGAAGGAUGUGUGUUCUCGUUGUAGUAUCCUGCAAGUUUCUAUAUCGCAAACAGCCACUAGAAUGGAAAUGCGUCGUGUUCCCAGAGUUCACUGAAUGGUCAAUUUAAUAAGUACAUCUAACGCACCCAUUCGUAGCCUUUCCCCUACGUGAUAAUGAGUGUGUGUGUGUGCAAGUGGUAGUGUAUAGGAUCGAGGAACUCGAGAAGUAAAACAACUAACACAUGAUAAAAACAAAACGGUGGUGCACACUAUUGUUAACAUUUACGAGAGAGUUUACACUCGCUUGCACCUAGCAGAUCUGUAUCCCUGCAGUUUCGCGAAACACGAAAGAUACCUAUAGUAUUAAUCCUGUGUUGCACUCACUCAAACUCAAACACACACACACACACACAAACGUACACCAACUAACAAACGGGUCCACUUUUUUUUUAAAUGAAGCACGUAAGUGAUUGCUUUCGUUUGGCGAAAGUGCUAGCGGAAACACAAGCGAGAUGGAUGCAAUUACUGGAGUCACAAUACCUUUCCGCAUCAGGAUGGCGUAAAAGAAAUUAGUAACGAAAAGGUAGGUUUUGGGCAAAACGAGUACGAGGCAGUAGAUUGUAGUGGAAAUCACCAAUACGAUAGGCAAGUGAUUUUAUUUGUUAAACAUAUUUUUAUAUCGCAAUCGAGAGACUAUUGAUGAAUUUCCAGCAUUUUUCGAUACAUUUAAGAAGAAUUUACCUCUUUAUCGACACCGGAUUGACCGAUUUCUAGCACAUAUUUUUAUCCUCAAUCCUUGUGAACGCCUACGCAAAAGCGAGCAACAAUUAGAACAUUUGUAAAGAUUGACUAGCAACAAACAGUACCGUAUAACCAAUGAAGAAGGCAGUAACGACGAAUGGUCCUCAGACACGAGCGGUCGAUCGCCGAAAAACAAUUGAUUAACAUUGUACCGCGGUAUGCAUCGAUAUGCGAUGACAUUUCGAGAACACACAUAUACAAACACAGUGGAAAUGAUGCAGCUGCAAAUGCACGUCACAAGGGAUGUACAAUUAACCACGUACCUUCCCAUCACGUAUUACAACGGAAUUGUAAAGGACUAAUGGUACAUUAGCUCUAUUAGAAGUGGUAGUAAUAGUAGUAGAGGUAGCAGUAGUAAGUAGCAUUAUUAUUAUGAGCAAUGCCGAUUUUAACCGAUAACGCUACGUUACAAAGUGUUUGUGUGUGUAUGUGUAGAUGUAAGGGCAUGUGUAACCGAUAAGGCAAGCAGUGUGAAAAGUAUUGGCCGGAAAAGGGAAAGGAUAUUCGGCAACAGAACACUACAAACAAACAAACAGAGCAAAUAGGCAGCGGUGUAGAAACGUUACAAAUAUACUCGAUAAUUACUAUUUUCAAACUCUUAAGAAAAUAUAAAAGCAGCUAUGUAAAUGUUAGUAACAGUUGAGAUAAAGCAACCAAUGAAAUACUAA
Molecule: messenger RNA, 10675 nt
Organism: Anopheles stephensi (Asian malaria mosquito)
Lineage: Eukaryota; Metazoa; Arthropoda; Insecta; Diptera; Culicidae
Gene: cno
Product: afadin
Exons: 18
Coding region: 1771-8361 (2196 amino acids)
Biological process (GO): regulation of protein localization; signal transduction
Cellular component (GO): adherens junction
Molecular function (GO): cell adhesion molecule binding
Source: RefSeq, a predicted model, not a curated record